Messenger RNA from Ochotona curzoniae (black-lipped pika), 2800 nucleotides. RefSeq names its product autophagy related 9B (gene ATG9B). Gene Ontology annotation, cellular component: autophagosome; phagophore assembly site. The record is from RefSeq and is a predicted model, not a curated record. NCBI's taxonomy places the organism in Eukaryota, Metazoa, Chordata, Mammalia, Lagomorpha, Ochotonidae. The coding region runs from base 35 to 2800 and encodes 921 amino acids. Gene Ontology annotation, biological process: autophagy of mitochondrion; protein localization to phagophore assembly site. The transcript has 13 exons.
UCCUUCUGACCUGCGGGGAGAAGCUGCGGCCUGGAUGGUGAGCCGAAUGGGCUGGGGGGGGAGCAGGGGGCGGCUGGGGCGGUGGGGAGAUCUGGGGCCCGGGUCAGUGCCUCUCCUCCCUAUGCCACUGCUGCCUCCUCCUCCUCCUUCUUCAUGUCGGGGUCCCCAGGGAGGAAGGAUGUCCAUCUUCUCUCUGUCCCAUGCCCCUCAUACAAGAAGCUCCCCCUCGUCCUUUUGCCCAUCUGCGCCAGGGCCCCCCUGUGCAGUACUGCAGGGCACGGGGGCUUCUCAGCCUCGCCAUAGUGCCCUCCCCACCCCAGCCACACCCCCAGCACAGGCACAGCCUGCAAUGACACCCACCCCUGCUACCCCCUCCUGGGGCUCGCACUCCACUCCAUCCCUGGCCUUGGGCACUGCCCCGCCCUCGCGCCGGUGCCCCCAGGACCACCCUGGGCUGCGGAUAGGCCCCCUGAUUCCAGAGCAGGAUUAUGAGCGGCUGGAAGAUUGUGAUCCUGAGGGGCCCCAGGACUCCCCCCUGCAUGGGGAGGAGCAGCAACCCCUGCUUCAUGUGUCUGAAGGGCUCUGUGGCUCCUGGCAUCACAUCCAGAACCUGGACAGCUUCUUUACCAAGAUCUACAGCUACCACCAGCGGAAUGGCUUCAUCUGUAUCCUGCUGGAGGAUGUCUUCCAGCUGGGACAAUUCAUUUUCAUUGUCACCUUCACAACCUUCCUUCUUCGCUGCGUGGAUUACAAUAUUCUCUUCGCCAACCAGCCAAGUAACCAUACCAGAACUCAUAGCAAAGUGACUUUGUCUGAUGCCAUCCUGCCCUCGGCUCAGUGUGCUGAGAGGAUCCACUCCAGCCCCCUGCUGCUCUUCCUCUUGGUCCUAGCUGCUGGCUUCUGGCUGUUCCAGCUGCUGCGUUCAGUCUGCAACCUCUUCAGCUACUGGGACAUCCAAGUGUUUUACAGGGAGGCCCUGCACAUCCCCCCGGAGGAGCUCAGCUCGGUGCCCUGGGCCGAGGUGCAGUCCCGCCUGCUGGCACUACAGAGAAGCGGAGGGCUGUGCGUGCAGCCGCGUCCGCUGACGGAGUUGGAUGUCCAUCACCGCAUUCUGCGCUACACCAACUACCAGGUGGCGCUGGCCAACAAGGGCUUGCUGCCCGCCCGUUGCCCGCUGCCCUGGGGUGGCAGCGCGGCUUUCCUCAGCCGUGGCUUGGCACUCAACGUCGACCUGCUCCUCUUCCGAGGGCCCUUCUCGCUCUUCCGUGGGGGCUGGGAGCUACCGGACGCCUACAAACGCAGUGACCAGAGGAGCGCCCUGGCCGCGCGCUGGGGGCGCACAGUGCUGCUGCUGGCCGCGGUGAAUCUGGCGCUGAGCCCGCUGGUGCUGGCCUGGCAGGUGCUGCACGCCUUCUACAGCCACGUGGAGCUAUUGAGGCGAGAGCCUGGUGCUUUCGGGGCGCGUCGCUGGUCCCGCUUGGCUCGCCUACAGCUGCGCCACUUUAACGAGCUGCCUCACGAACUGCGCGCGCGCCUGGCCCGCGCCUACCGCCCGGCCGCCGCCUUCCUGCGCGCCGCCGCGGCCCCAGCCCCUCUGCGCGCCCUGCUGGCCCGCCAGCUCGUCUUCUUCGCCGGCGCGCUCUUCGCCGCGUUGCUGGUGCUCACGGUCUACGACGAGGAUGUGCUCGCUGUGGAGCAUGUGCUCACCGCCAUGACCGCGCUCGGGGUCACGGCGACCGUGGCUAGGUCUUUUAUUCCCGAAGAGCAGUGCCAGGGGCGUUCCCCGCAGCUCCUGUUGCAGGCGGCUCUGGCCCACAUGCAUUACCUUCCCGAGGAGCCCGGCGCUGGCGGCAAAGCCAGUGCGUACCGGCAGAUGGCGCAGCUCCUGCAGUACCGAGCGGUCUCUCUUCUGGAGGAGCUCUUGUCCCCUCUGCUCACCCCGCUGUUUCUGCUCUUCUGGUUCCGCCCUCGUGCCUUGGAGAUUAUUGACUUUUUCCACCACUUCACUGUGGAUGUGGCCGGCGUCGGGGAUAUCUGUUCCUUUGCCCUCAUGGAUGUGAAGCGUCAUGGCCAUCCUCAGUGGCUCUCGGAGGGACAGACAGAGGCCUCGCUGUCUCAGCGUGCAGAGGAUGGCAAGACUGAGCUCUCACUGAUGCGGUUUUCCCUGGCACACCCGCAAUGGCGCCCACCAGGGCACAGCUCUAAGUUCCUGGGGCACCUUCGAGGCCGGGUGCAGCAAGAUGCAGCUGCCUGGGGCACCAGCUCAGCUCGGAGCCCCCCCACCCCGGGAGGGCUCAGCAGCUGCACCUCACCACUGCCUGAGGCUUUCCUGGCCAACCUCUUAGUGCACCCCCUCCUGCCCCCGAGGGACUUGAGCCCCACAACCCCCUGCCCGGCUGCAGCCACAGCCAGCCUCCUGGCCUCCAUUUCCCGUAUCGCCCAGGACCCCAGCUGUGUGUCUCCAGGGGGCACAGGGGGCCAGAAGGUGGCCCAGCUCCCGGAGCUGGCUUCUGCUGAAAUGAGUCUCCAUGCCAUCUACCUGCACCAGCUUCAUCAGCAGCUACAGCAGGAGCUGUGGGGAGAGGCUGAAGGCUCCUCCCCGUCCAGGCCCUGGUCCAGCCCCUCCCAGCCAGCCUCGCCAGAUGAGGAGAAGCCAUCCUGGUCCAGUGAUGGCUCCAGUCCUGCGUCCAGCCCCAGACAGCAGUGGGGAGCCCAGAGGGCCAGGAGGCUGUUCCCUGAAGGGUUUCACGAGACCAUGGAUACCCCGAAGGAGCCUGGUCAGAGCCCUGGUAGCGAAUGA